UUGACACUCAGGGUGCCUUAGGACUGGGUGACGCAAACCACCAGGCACUCAGAGUGGACUGUGUGGUCCCUGUACAGGAGCUCCAGACCCCCACCAGUUCCAGAAGCCACAGCCACCUCACUGGAUGGACAGAUACAGCAACAGGACAAGCCUUGAGAGCUGUGGAUCUGUUUGUUGCUGUUUGGAACAGAGGAUUGCAGUUGAUCAAGUCACUAAUUUAGCUUUUAUUUACCCAGGACAUCUUGAGAGACAUUCUUGUCUUAGUGAGAGAGCAGGACUGCACCAGACCACUGAGAGCGGGAAACAUAUCCCUACCAGACUGAGCAGACGACGGCCAUUUUAAGGGACGCUAAACCGGACUUACACCUGGGUCAAAGGUCAUUCCAAUCAAAGGGGUCCAUAUCUUCUAGAACCCCGGGAAGAGAUUCUGAAGAGUGGCUGUGAUUUGUGGGCUAUAUUGUCAAUGUGGAACAGAGGAAGUGUCACUCUGGAAUCACUGAUUGAUAUGCGGUAGAGACGAUCGUGUGACACAAUCAACAAGAGACUCCUACUACAGACUCAAUUUGUUUUGCCCAUCAGCGUGAGAAGAAGGGAUUGAGACAGACACAGGAAGCCAACAUGGACAUAUUCGGUGGUGCCCCCCGUGUGCUGGGCUACUCGCGCCCCGUGGUGGCACAGUGUGGCACGGACGCCGUCCUGCAAUGCAAGAUCGGCGGGGACCCUUGUCCUGAGGUGGUCUGGGAGAAGAAGAACGUACAGAUCCUGUCGGAGGGACGCUACAGGCUGUCGGAGGAGGGCAAGGCCUACUUCCUACACAUCACUGGGGUCAGGCUGGAGGACGCAGGCCAGUAUAUCUGCAAGGCCAGUAACAGCGUGGGUGAGACGUGCGCACCUGCCACACUGAAGGUGGAGGGGGACAGUCAGGAGCCAGAAGGGAUACAGAAACAGACCUGGCUGGAGAAUGGAGCGUUAGGGGGGCAACGGAAUGCAGAGUUUAAAAGGCAACAGAGCAUCGAGUUGGAGGGGCAACAGAACCAGAAUGGGGAAUAUAGACGGCAAGAGAACAGGGAGUACGGAGGGCAACAGAAUGGGGAUGUAGAGCAGCGGAACGGAGAGGUAGAUCAACAGAAUGGAGAUGUAGAGCAGCGGAACAGAGAGGUAGAUCAACAGAAUGGAGAGGUAGAUCAACAGAAUGGAGCGGUAGAGAAAGAAAAUGGAGAGGUGAGUGAGCGGGGGAAAAAGAAGCAGCACCAUGAAGAGGAGCCCCUGCUGUCAGAUGACAGACCUCACUUCCUCAUCAAGCCCCUCUCCCUGAGGGUGGACCGGGGCGAGGACGCAGCCUUCUCCUGUAAGCUGUCUGGUAACCCUCUGCCCCAGGUGGUGUGGGAGAAGGACGGGAAGAAGCUGAGCGACAUCUUCGAGAGCGCCCACUUCAACGUCAGCAGCCAGGACGGAGGCUGGUUCCAGCUGAAGAUCUUCCGGACGCGGAUGCCCGACGGGGGUGUCUACACCUGCAGAGCCCAUAACAACCAAGGUGGGGCGCUGGCGGGCGCAGUGCUGCUUGUGGAGCCCGUCCCGGAACGGCAGGAGAGCGGGGCGUCCACGUCAAAUGGGUACAGCAACGGGCAGACAUCACCUCGUAGUAUGAGGCACAGGAUGGGGAGACACGGUUCGUCGAGACUGCCGGACGAGCCCAAUCUGAACUCGUCCAAUGUGAAGAAGUUUACGGUGUCGGAGGGGAAACAUGCUAAGUUCCGCUGCUUCGUGACGGGGAAACCUAAGCCUGAGAUCAUCUGGAAGAAAGACGGAGUGCCCCUAGAGGCUGGGAGGCGUCACCUUCUGUUUGAGGAUAGAGAGGGCUACUACACGCUCAAAGUGAUGUACUGUAAACAUCAGGAUACAGGGCUCUACGUGUGUGCUGCAUCCAACGCUCUGGGACACACCCUCAGCUCUGUUUACCUGACUGUCAAAGCUCCAGCGGUGCGGUUCAGGCGGUCGCUGCAAGACGUGGAGGUGAGAGAGAGGGGCAUGGCCGUGUUGGAGUGUGAGGUACCUAAUGAGGGCAUCCCUACAGCCUGGUACCUGGAGGACCAGAGACUGCAGCCAGGGGGUAAAUACGCCAUAGAGCAGAAAGGAAACCAGACACAGGCUCACUAUUCGAGAUGUACAAUUGUUAAAAACUUCCCUCGAAAACUAGACGUGUUGGAGGGGGAGAACGCAGCGUUCUGUGUGGAGGUAGAGGAGGAGGACAUGGAUGUCCACUGGUUCAAAGAUGGGCUGAAGCUACGCGAGAGCCACCAGACUAUUCUCAAGUCCUUUGGUAAAACCCACAUCCUGGUGUUCGAAGUCAACGUCUGCCACGGGGACACUGGGGUCGUGACCUCGUUGUGGGAAGAUCCAAGACCUCGUCCCGGCUCAGAGUCAAAG
Coregonus clupeaformis (lake whitefish) is the source of this 2427-nucleotide messenger RNA. RefSeq names its product obscurin-like protein 1. The record is from RefSeq and is a predicted model, not a curated record. NCBI's taxonomy places the organism in Eukaryota, Metazoa, Chordata, Actinopteri, Salmoniformes, Salmonidae. The transcript is spliced from 4 exons. The annotation marks the transcript as partial.